Messenger RNA from Symsagittifera roscoffensis, 369 nucleotides. Its product is annotated as late histone H2B.L4-like. The coding region runs from base 1 to 369 and encodes 122 amino acids. Gene Ontology annotation, cellular component: nucleosome. The record is from RefSeq and is a predicted model, not a curated record. The transcript has a single exon. Gene Ontology annotation, molecular function: DNA binding; structural constituent of chromatin; protein heterodimerization activity. Lineage: Eukaryota; Metazoa; Xenacoelomorpha; Acoela; Convolutidae.
AUGGCACCAAAAAGCGUACCAGGGAAAGCGAUGAAGUCCUCCAAAGCCCAAAAGAAGCCUUCCACCGAUGGUAAGAGGAAGAAGAAGCGAAAGGAGACAUACUCCUUCUAUAUUUAUAAGGUCCUGAAGCAAGUUCAUCCUGAAGUGGGAAUUUCGGCCAAGGCCAUGUCAAUAAUGAACAGUUUCGUGAAUGACAUUUUUGAGCGCAUCGCAGCAGAGGCGUCCAAACUUACGCAAUAUAACAAGCGAUCAACUAUUUCCAGUCGGGAGAUACAGACAGCAGUACGGUUGCUUCUACCCGGAGAAUUAGCCAAGCAUGCAGUCAGCGAGGGAACUAAAGCUGUUACAAAGUACACGAGCUCCAAGUGA